UGUCUUGUCUUUGGCUUUGCUUGUUUGUUUUGUACUCUUCUCUUUAUCUUCCCCUCUAAAACCAGUUUCCCAAAACAUUCUCCUUUUUAACCAACUUUAUCUUUCUUCAUUGCUCUAUUUCGAUACAAACAUAGCAUUCAUUCAUUGUUACAUUAUCACACAAAUCUUUGGCUUCAGUUUCUUAUUUUUAUAUCUCAGAUUCAUGCUUUUAAUGCUCUGACCACUUCUUUAACUCAUUUUGAACGUUAAAUUUCAAAACUUUAUUCUCAUGCCACACAUGUGCCUUGUGACUUUGUCUUUUUAUCUCAUUUUCUAUACUCAUUUCAUCAUUAUUUUGUGAAUCUUGAGAUGGGGUUUCUUAGUUCUUACUUUCUUGGGUAUUUUGUAUAUUUCAAGAAGACUGUUUUAGGGUUCUGUUAAAGAAACAUUUGGAGUCAAAAUCAUCUGUCAAAUGGGUUGCUACUGCUCAAAUUUGUUGGUGUUCAUACUGUUUCUUUCAUGGGGUUUCUUUAUCUCAAACACCCAUCAAUUACAAACAACUCAAACUCUUAUUCUUCUUCAAGUCAGGAAGCAUUUGGAGUACCCAUUGCAGUUAAGCAGUUGGGAAAACUUUAAUGGUGAUUUUUGUAAUAUGGUUUCAAACCCACAAGUGAGCAUCAAAUGUGAAGGUAAUUCUGUUUCUGAGCUUAAAGUUAUAGGGGGUAAGCUUUCAAAGGUUAGUGAUUUUCAUGGGUAUGCAAUAAGAAAUCAAACUUUGUCUACAACUUUCUCCAUUGAUUCAUUAGUUGUUACAUUAGCAAGAUUGAAUACCUUGAGGGUUCUUAGUUUAGUUUCUUUAGGAAUCUGGGGCCCACUUCCUGAUAAAAUCCAUAGAUUAUCUUCACUUGAAGUUUUGGACAUGAGUUCAAAUUUCAUGUUUGGUUCUAUCCCAGAUGGGAUUUCAAGACUCAUAAAGCUUCAUACUUUGACCUUAGAUGAAAACUUUUUCAAUGAAUCUGUCCCGAAUUGGUUCGACCCGUUGUCGAAUCUCACCAUUCUUAGCUUGAAGAACAAUAGAUUAAAGGGUGAUUUCCCAUCUUCGAUUACGAAACUCGCAACGCUCACUGAUGUUUCUCUCUCACAUAAUAACCUCACAGGCGAAUUACCCGAUUUAACUACCCUGUCUAGUUUAAAUUUAUUGGAUUUGAGGGGGAAUCGUUUCGAUUCUGAGCUUCCAUUACUGCCUAAUGGAGUUACUACAGUUCUUUUGAGUGAUAACUCAUUUGAUGGUAACAUUCCUGAAGAAUUUAGCAAACUGAAUCACCUUCAACACCUUGAUCUAUCUUCGAAUUCGUUGGUGGGCCCGCCACCAUCCGGGCUGUUUUCGUUGCCAAACAUAAGUUACCUGAAUCUUGGAUCCAAUAUGUUAAGUGGGUCCCUUCAUAAUAUCAUCAAAUGUGGGGAAAAUCUUGGAUUUGUUGAUAUUUCAAGCAACAGGUUUACGGGUAGUCUUCCUUCGUGUUUGGAUACGAAUUCUAGCAACAAAAGAGUUGUGAAGUUUAAUGGGAAUUGCUUGAUCACCGAUAACGAACAGCAAGAUUCAGAUUCUAUUUGCAAAGAAGAAGUCAUCAAGAAGAAAAGAUCAUGGGGUAGUACUACUGUUUGGAUUGUAAUUGGUGCUAUUGGUUUAAUAGUUAUCUUUUUGGUGGUGGUUGCAUUUGUUCGACUAGCUUGUCGUAAAAGCAAAACGCGAAGAGAAACUGUUUCUUUACAACACACGGUGCCAAAAGUUAUACAGGAUAGUUUACCUUCCGCGAUUUCUUCUGAAGUUCUUGCAAAUGCCAGGAUCAUAUCAGAAGCAUCUAAGAUAGGGACACAAGUUGCGCCAUCAUGUCGCGUGUUUUCAAUACAAGAACUGGCUCAAGCCACUGAUGAUUUCUCUGCAUCGUUGUUUCUAGGCGAAGGCUCAAUCGGAAAGCUUUACAAGGGAAUGUUAGAAAAUGGAAGCUGUAUCGUUAUUCGAUCUCUUUCAUUAUUUAAAAAGUACUCAAUCCGAAACCUGAAAGUUCGGUUGGAUCUUCUGUCAAAGCUUCGACACCCUCAUCUUGUUGGAUUCUUGGGUUAUUGCAUUAGUGAUGAAGGUUUAGAAGAUUCAACUUCCAGCAGAGUAUUCCUUGUUCAUGAGUAUAUAUCUAAUGGAAAUUUCCGCGCUCAUCUCUCGGAGUAUUCUCCAGACCAGAUUCUCAAAUGGCCAGAUCGGCUAUCCGUUCUGAUUGGAAUAGCUAAGGCGGUACAUUUUCUGCACACGGGUGUUAUUCCUGCUUCAUCAAGCAAUCGAUUAAGAACAAAUAAUAUAUUGCUUGAUGAACAUUGUAUUGCAAAGUUAAGUGACUAUGGAAUGUCCAUAAUUACAGAAGAAUUAGAACAGUUUGAGGCGAAGGGAGAUGGACCAAAACCAUGGCAUAUGAAAAAGUUGGCUGAUGAUGUAUAUGAUUUUGGCUUCAUUUUGCUCGAAGCACUCGUGGGGCCAGUUGUAACAGGAAAAGGCGAAACAUUUCUGCUUAAUGAAAUGAAAUCUUUUGGAAGCCAAGAUGGUAGGCAAAGAAUUGUGGAUCCAAUGGUGUUAACAACUUGCUCACAAGAAUCGUUAUCGAUAGUGAUAUCAAUCACCAACAAAUGCAUAUCUAUAGAACCAACAAACCGGCCAUCGUUUGAAGAUGUACUUUGGAACUUGCAAUAUGCAGCUCAAGUACAGGCCACAGCUGAUUCCGAACAGAAAUCAGAAGGUGCAUCUUAGUGACACGAGCUUGAAAUCAACUUAAUCGGUAGCAGUAGCAGAUACAAUCGAAAUCAAGAUUCAUUCAUAUUUUAAGCACAUAAUUAGAUGUUUAAACAGCAAUAAGCCAUUGAUUAUCGUGUUUUAGUUACUAUACUUGUAACAGUUUGUAAAUGUUUACUUUAUUUCUAUGUAAUAAUUUUGUUUUUUAGC
Messenger RNA from Helianthus annuus (common sunflower), 2968 nucleotides. RefSeq names its product probable inactive leucine-rich repeat receptor-like protein kinase At3g03770. The coding region runs from base 452 to 2776 and encodes 774 amino acids. The record is from RefSeq and is a predicted model, not a curated record. Lineage: Eukaryota; Viridiplantae; Streptophyta; Magnoliopsida; Asterales; Asteraceae. The transcript is spliced from 7 exons. Gene Ontology annotation, biological process: protein phosphorylation. Gene Ontology annotation, molecular function: ATP binding; protein kinase activity; protein binding.